Molecule: messenger RNA, 5375 nt
Organism: Priapulus caudatus
Lineage: Eukaryota; Metazoa; Priapulida; Priapulimorpha; Priapulimorphida; Priapulidae
Product: importin subunit beta-1-like
Exons: 2
Coding region: 117-2753 (878 amino acids)
Biological process (GO): protein import into nucleus
Cellular component (GO): nucleus; cytoplasm
Molecular function (GO): small GTPase binding; nuclear import signal receptor activity
Source: RefSeq, a predicted model, not a curated record
GCCUUGUGUUUCAAACGCGCCGCCAUUCCCUCUGUAUUCUAAACGUGACCGGCCGGCGAAGUUUUCUCUCGAAAUACGCUUGGGAAAACUUACUUUGCUUAUACACACCGGGCAAGAUGGAUCUCAUCACGAUUUUGGAGAAGACCGUCUCGCCGGACAAGGCUGAGCUGGAGGCGGCGCAGAGCUACUUGGAGCAGGCCGCACAGCAGAACCUCCCCGAGUUCCUCAAGGGCCUGUCGGAGGUGCUCAAGCACGGCGGAAACUCACCCGUCGCGCGCAUGGCCGCCGGCCUGCAGCUGAAGAACAAUCUGACGUCGAAGGACGCCGCCGUGAAGCUGCAGUACCAGCAGCGGUGGCUGUCGUUCGCCGAGGACGUGCGCGCCUACGUGAAGGCGAACGUGCUCGCGACGCUCGGCACGGAGACUACGCGGCCCAGCUCGGCGGCGCAGUGCGUCGCCUACAUCGGCGGCAUCGAGAUUGCGCACGCGCAGUGGGUCGACGUGAUCGGCGUCAUGACGGCGAACAUCACGAACCCAACGAGCACGGAGAUGAUGAAGGAGGCGACGCUCGAGGCGAUCGGCUACCUGUGCCAGGAGAUCGAGCCCGACCACCUCGCGACGCAGUCGAACGAGAUCCUAACGGCGAUCGUGCACGGCAUGAAGAAGGAGGAGCCCAGCAACCACGUGAAGCUCGCCGCGACGACGGCGCUGCUCAACUCGCUCGAGUUCACGAAGGCGAACUUCGAGAAGGACUCCGAGCGCCACUUCAUCAUGCAGGUCGUCUGCGAGGCGACGCAGUCGGACGACACGCCGGUGAAGGUCGCCGCUCUGCAGUGCCUCGUCAAGAUCAUGUCGCUCUACUACCAGUUCAUGGAGCACUACAUGGGCCCGGCGUUGUUCGCGAUCACGAUGGAAGCGAUGAAGUCGGACGUCGAUGAGGUGGCGCUGCAGGGCAUCGAGUUCUGGUCGAACGUCUGCGACGAGGAGGUGGACCUCGCGAUCGAGGCGUCGGAGGCGGCGGACCAGGGCCGGCCGCCCGAGCACACGUCGCGCUUCUACGCGAAGGGGGCGCUGCAGUACCUCGUGCCGAUCCUGCUCGAGAAGCUGACGAAGCAGGAGGAGUACGACGACGACGAGGAGUGGAACCCGUGCAAGGCCGCCGGCGUCUGCCUCAUGCUGAUGGCGACGUGCUGCGAGGACGACAUCGUGCACCACGUGCUGCCGUUCGUGCAGGAGCACAUCAAGAACGCGGACUGGCGCUUCCGCGACGCCGCCAUCAUGGCGUUCGGCUCGAUCCUCGAGGGUCCCGACCCCGCGCAGCUGCGGCCGAUCGCCGAGAAGGCGGUGCCGGCGCUCAUCGAGCUGCUGCGCGACGCGAGCGUGGUCGUGCGUGACACGACGGCGUGGACGGUCAGCCGCGUCUGCGAGCUGCUGCCGGACGCCGUCGUCACGGAGGAGUACCUGAACCCGCUGCUGCGCGCGCUCGUCGACGGCCUCGGCGCCGAGCCGCGUGUCGCCGCCAACGUCUGCUGGGCGUUCUCGAGCCUCGCCGAGGCGGCGUACGAGUCGGCGGACGCGGCGAGCGACGACGCCGAGCCAACGACGUACGCGCUGUCGGCCUACUUCGAGCCGAUCGUGCAGAAGCUGCUGGAGACGACCGACCGCACGGACGGGCAGCAGAGCAACCUGCGCAGCGCCGCCUACGAGGCGCUCAUGGAGAUGGUGAAGAACAGCCCGAAGGACUGCUACGUCACCGUGCAGAAGACGAUCAUGAUCAUCAUGGAGCGGCUGAACAAGGUGCUGUCGCUCGAGGCGCACAUCCACAGCCAGUCGGACCGCAGCCAGUACAUCGACAUCCAGUCGCUGCUGUGCGCGUCGCUGCAGAGCCUGCUCCGCAAGGUGGCCCCGGAGGACGCACCGAAGAUCUCCGACAUGGUGAUGACGGCGCUGCUGCAGAUGUUCAACAGUUCUGGCGGCAAGUCGGGCGGCAUGCAGGAGGACGCGCUGAUGGCGGUCGCGACGCUCGCCGAGGUGCUCGGCGACGGCUUCCUCAAGUACAUGGAGGCAUUCAAGCCGUUCCUCGCUGUCGGCCUGAAGAACCACGCCGAGCACCAGGUGUGCCUCGCCGCCGUCGGCCUCGUCGGAGACGUGUGCCGCGCGCUCGGCGCGCGCGUGCUGCCGUUCUGCGACGAGAUAAUGACGCUGCUGCUCGAGAACCUGGGCGACGAGCACGUGCACCGCGCCGUCAAGCCGCAGAUCCUCUCCGUGUUCGGCGACGUGGCGCUCGCGAUCGGGCCCGAGUUCCGCAAGUACGUCGACGUCGUGCUCGGCACGCUGCAGCAGGCGUCGCGCGCGCAGGUCGACAAGUCCGACUACGACAUGGUUGACUACCUCAACGAGCUGCGCGAGGGCUGCCUCGAGGCGUACACGGGCAUCGUGCAGGGCCUGAAGGGCGACGGCGAGCCCGCGGGUGCUGACGUGCAGCUUGUGCAGCCGCACGUCGUGCACAUGGUCAACUUCGUCGAGUCGAUCGCGAACGACCCCGACCACUCGGAUGGCAACGUCGCGGCGGCGGCGGGCCUCAUCGGCGACCUCUGCUCGGUGUUCUCCGUCGCCAUGGUGCCGCUCGUCGACAAGGAGAGCAUCGCGGCGCUGCUGACGACCGGCCGCCGCUCGAAGACGAACAAGACGAAGACGCUCGCGAUGUGGGCGACGAAGGAGAUCCGCAAGCUGAAGAGCGAGACCGCCGCUUGAAGGGGGCGCCGCAGUCGUUACUCGGCGGCGGCGGCGGCGUCGCCGCACGCGCGCGAGAGAAAGCGUCCCACAUCCCGAUGCCAGCACGGCGGUUGACGCAGGGCACCGGCCCCCCGAUCGGGGCGGGCGAGAGGGAGCCCAGCUGGCUGUGUGGCAGUGUGCGUAAGAGAGGAGUGAAGUGAGGAGUGGUGUGUGAGCGUGCGAGAGAGUUGUCAUCACAACAUCCCCCCCUAGAACGACUGCGCAUCGGUGGCGAGAGAGUGCCGGCCACCGCGAUCGCAGAGACAAGACGAGCCCACGGACAUUUUCAACUCCAAUGAACCACAGUGCCUUUACCCGUCGAAGCCAGCAUUCGUGAUUGGCGCCGAACAAGAGGCAGCGCGACAUUGGCGGACUCGUUGCCUGCACUGCACGUGCACUCUAGACUCGCAUGUUCGGAACGAAAAUAAUUUCCCGAGAUGGAAAAAAAAUGCAGCGUCCACGAGAAAGUAUUGCGCAGGUUUUUGUAGUCGGAAUAUUCAUAUAUAAUGUAAGCAUUGUCAAUCAUUUACUGAAAUCCCAUGUCAGACCUACUGGUACUGGCACAUUCAUGUGAUAUGGUUUAUAAAUCUUGUGAUCAGUCUUCAAUGCUGAGUAAAAUGCUACUUGCUAUUGCUAAACAUGUUCCAAUGAUUGCAUCAUGGCUGAUUGCUGCUGCCACUGGCACAUUUACCUAGUGUAGUGUUUUCACACUGCGGGAAACGUGCUCAUUGAUAGAUAAAAUCAAACGCUCAAGAGGAAUCUAUUUGGCAGUGGUACAAUACCCCCCAUCGACGCGCGGUAUCGUUUCAUGUAAGGUAGUGGAUCUGGUGGCAAUGUGACGAUGGUCACGGCAUUAUCGAGGAAAAGUCGCUGGUCAUGAGAUGCGGCUUAUAGCUUUGUUGACGAUUUCGUUAUCUUUGACGUGCAUGAAAAUUCUAUUUUUCUUUCUAGUUCAAUUGGUACCUUGGUUAGCAACGCACACGUUGCAUAGUAUAUAGUGUACCCGUUUUCGUGCUACCAGAUUCACAGACUUGUCCAUAAAACUAUAGCAGCCUGGAAGUCAGGGACUUUUUCCUAUUGCCACAGAGAGCACAAUUAUAGAUGACCAUUUACUCGUGGAAUCUUGUCCGAUCUCCACACAAAGAAAAUUUAUAUAUAUGUAAGAUUUGCGGAUAUACGUCUAUGCGUAUCUGUAUAUAAACGAGGUUGGUGGUAUAUCCUGCAUAUCCUAUUCAACAGAGGUGCUCCUGGUGUGUCCUGGAUACGAUUUGAAUGUAUUUCUCAACUCUCCAGGCUGCUUGUUUCUCACUGUAUGAAUGAUGUGUGUGUGUGUGAAUGUGGAGAGAGAGAAAGGAAAUAUUGCUUCGUUUUUGUUACCGUAUUACUACGAUAUAAUUAUAAUCGAUUAAUUCACGCAGUUGGCGAGCGAUGCUGAGGCGCCCGACAUUUCGUGAUGUGUAGAGAAUGGUUAACCGCUGCGAGAUAGAAGACGUACGGCUACCGCACUUCUGUGCUGAUGCUGCGUGCAGCUCACAUGCUUCAAAGUACCUCUUAUCUUGCGUCAUGGUGUAGAAACGUGUUAUAUUAGCCAAUGAUAGUGAAGCCCACAAGGAAACGAGCGGGGGUUGUUUUGGCCUCCUAGAAAGUUCUUCUAUCUAUAAAAGAAUCACCAUCAUCAGUCUCUCUCUCUCUCUCUCUCUCUGUUUCUUGCUCUGUCUGUUUUUUGUUAGAUAGUAACCUCCACACUUCGCUCCGCAGCCGAAUGAGGCGUGUACAUACGGGGCAGGAAGCACUGUGUGAAUUCGAUAUCGCAAAUCAUGUCUAUUUUGUAUAAUAUCUUUUAGCGAGAGCCGCAUCGGCGAGGACUGGUAUAUACAGAGAGGCAAAGCAGCGACGUGCGAGACGCAGAUAGCGCCAGGUUCCCGCCCAGCGUAGCUAGCUGCCGGUGUGUCCGCGGGACUGUAAAGCAUCUCUCAUGCAGUCCUCGCGUCUCGUGUGCUGAAACCCGCCCGCGGCUCGUUGCUGUGGUUACGCUUGUCAUCGGGCGAGCAUCGUGACAAGGUUGUUUUGGUGGUGACGAUGAUGAUUAUGAUGAUGAUGAUGAUGAUGAUCACCAUCCUCAUCGUCGUCAUCGUCGCCGCUGUCCGGUGAUCGGUAGGAUUCUUGUGAUACGGGUGCAAGCAGCUGCAGGGUGUGUGCCUCCCGCCCUCCCUCCCUCCCUCCCUCCCCCCGCCCCGCACGUGUUACCGGUGCGGUCGGUGUGCAGUGUUCUUACUCAUGGGGAGGCUGUGGUGGGAGCGAAGGCGUUUAGUUGAGUGCUCGCCGGGGUUAGUGCGCGCCUCUAUACACGUAACCCGAGUGAACGUGUCGAUCUGCUUCCGAAACAGUUUCUAGACACGAUUUCUGGCAGUCGAGAUUAGACGUAUUUUUGGCAGGUAGGAUUGAUUCUUUGUACGUGAUUUGUUUUUUCCGUAUGUGACGUAUAUAUAUAUAUAGCUUGAACGAAGCUGUUAUCAUAUAUGUCAGCAACCUUGUCAGUAGUACGAAAAAAAUCUUGGUCAUUGUCUUAUUCCGUUGGUUAAUAAAUCCAUUACCGAUUAA